Pelobates fuscus (common spadefoot toad) is the source of this 2805-nucleotide messenger RNA. Its product is annotated as presenilin-2-like. Gene Ontology annotation, biological process: amyloid precursor protein catabolic process; protein processing; amyloid-beta metabolic process. Lineage: Eukaryota; Metazoa; Chordata; Amphibia; Anura; Pelobatidae. The coding region runs from base 103 to 1467 and encodes 454 amino acids. Gene Ontology annotation, cellular component: cell surface; growth cone; neuromuscular junction. Gene Ontology annotation, molecular function: aspartic endopeptidase activity, intramembrane cleaving. The transcript has 11 exons. The record is from RefSeq and is a predicted model, not a curated record.
GGCAUCACGUGAUAUCUCCUGUCACCUGACUGCAGUGACAUCACAGGGCCUUUAGCUGGAUGGGAAGUAGCCGCUAUCAAUACAAAAGUAUCUUUUGAUAUAAUGGCAUUCAUGAAUAGCUCAGACAGCGAGGAGGAAGAAGAUUGCAAUGAGAGGACAUCAUUAAUAGCAUCACAAAGCCCCCCACUUCCAUCUUACCAGGAUGAAGUACUUUUACCUCCAGGAGCUCAGCCUACAGAUUGCAGGCCUAACGAUGCACAGGGAGCUAGCAGUAUGUCUAAUGGAGAAACAUCAGGUGCUGGAGCAUCUGUCAGUGAAGCACCAAUGGAUGGGGAAGAAGAAGAGCUGACCCUAAAAUAUGGAGCCCGACACGUUAUUAUGCUGUUUGUUCCAGUCACACUCUGCAUGGUUGUUGUUGUCGCAACAAUAAAAUCUGUCAGCUUCUACACUGAAAAAAAUGGGCAGUUGAUCUACACACCUUUUUCUGAAGAUACCACAUCAGUUGGCCAACGACUUCUCAACUCUGUAUUAAAUACAAUUAUUAUGAUCAGUGUCAUACUUGUGAUGACAAUAUUCCUUGUUUUGUUAUACAAGUACCGAUGCUACAAGUUUAUUCAUGGAUGGUUGAUUCUGUCAUCGUUAAUGCUGCUUUUCAUGUUCACAUAUAUAUAUCUUGGUGAAGUUUUCAAGACAUACAAUGUAGCAAUGGAUUAUCCAACUCUAAUCAUGGUAAUAUGGAAUUUUGGGGCAGUUGGAAUGAUCUGCAUUCAUUGGAAAGGUCCCCUUCAGCUCCAGCAAGCAUAUCUUAUAAUGAUUAGUGCACUCAUGGCUCUCGUCUUCAUCAAGUAUCUUCCAGAAUGGUCAGCGUGGGUAAUACUUGGAGCCAUCUCCAUCUAUGAUCUCUUAGCUGUAUUGUGUCCAAAGGGACCUUUGAGAAUGCUGGUGGAAACUGCACAGGAAAGAAACGAGCCCAUCUUCCCUGCACUUAUUUAUUCUUCUGCUAUGGUGUGGACAGUGGGAAUGGCUGACUCUGGUAAUGCAGAUGGAAGGAGAGCUCCACAAACACAAAGUACAGAAGAAAAUUCAUCAAACAAUAUAACUAAUCCAUCUCAAGUGAAUAGGGAGGCUCUCGAAACCAGGAUUCAAACUCAAAGCAUUCCAGCUCCUUCUAUAGAUGACGCAGAAGAAGAACGGGGUGUGAAACUUGGUCUUGGAGAUUUCAUUUUCUACAGCGUGCUUGUGGGAAAGGCAGCAGCAACUGCAAGUGGAGACUGGAACACUACCUUGGCUUGUUUUGUGGCCAUAUUAAUAGGCUUAUGUCUAACCUUGUUGUUGCUGGCUGUUUUCAAGAAGGCUCUUCCUGCUCUCCCAAUUUCUAUCACAUUUGGUUUAGUAUUCUACUUUUCCACGGACAACAUAGUGAGACCUUUUAUGGACACUCUGGCCUCUCACCAACUGUACAUAUAGCACUCUGAUCGACAGGAACACUUUUUCUAAGGCUGUAAAGUGUGGAGAAUGUGAAUGUAUGUGCUUUUACACUCUGUGCCAAAUAUUGUAAAGAUAGAUGAGAUAAUAUUGUGAAUAGCAAAUGGCUAACCCAGGAACAAAUUCACAUUUCAUUUGACAUGUAAUUAUUUUCGUGUUAUGUUAUGUUGCCUUUCAGCAUGUCCGAGCACACAGAGCUGGAAGUCACUGUGACGACAUGAAGAUAUUUUUGGGGGUAUGAAGCAGGGUAGUAUAUUGCCAUUUAUUGUGUGAGCUCUUUGAACCGUUUCCUAACAGUUGUGUUUAAAAUGUUUUAAACCAUUAGCUUCCAAUAAGCUACCUAGCACAGGGGUGGCUCAAAAGAAGAUCCCCAGAUUUUGAACUACGGUACAUCUCUCACAAUGCUUUGCCAGCCUUAAGCAUCACGAAACGUUGUAAAACAGUUAGGCAUCUACCUUUGGCAGCCCUGAUCUAGCACAUGAUAUUUUUUACUUAAAAAUCUACCAUGCAAAAAUUGCAUAUACCGGUAAUCCCUUUAUAUAUAACUAAAAAUAUGUCCAUCAUCGGUGAAUGCGGCACACCCAAAAUGAUUUGUAGGACUUUGCUAAAUGCCUAGCCUGGAGCCAUGCAAUUUAUUUUUGUUUCAAAUUGUUUUAUUUGACAGACAUGGCUACCGAAUGUUAACAUUUUUUGUAGCUGUUUUAUAUUUUUAUUUGCAUAUAAAUAAAACUCAACUCUCAAUAAAAAUAUCACGUUGUUCUUCAUUGUAAUAGCUACAUUGCUAACAAACAUAAAUUAGAUUGUGUUUUUAUCUAAAUGAUUCAACCAUAAACCCUUUGUUAUCUUCAUAUUAAUUAUUAAAACUGUAUUGUACCACUACAGCAUACUUGGCAUCAUUGCCAAAUAUGCUAGUGUGAUAAGGGGGUGGGACUGGUGUAAUCCAUUGACUCAACACGGAUAACACACAGCAAUAAAAAAGUAUCUUUGCUAGUUUGACAGGCUGCUCAGCAAGAUAGCCAACCGUGGCAGAAAUAGAACAGCGGGACACAAGCCCAAACUUGAGACUGGUCCAACAAAUCAGGGACUGUUGGCAAGAUAUCACAGUGCAGUAUGCUUAAUCUCAAUGCAAUGUGCAUAGAGUGUAUGUGUAUUUAGCCCUCACAUAUGACAGAAAAUGAACUUAAGUGUGUAAUAUCAUUCAGUCAAUGUAUUUCCUAGCAUAAAAUAUUGUAGAUCAAUAUUUUAAGCUUGUGAUUAUUACCGUUAUAGCUACUGUGAAAACAAGUUAUCUAAAGGAAAUUAAGAAAUUAUGUUAAUGAA